AUGAUGGACAAGGCUGUCGGCGCUGCGGGCUCCCCCACCUCGACGACAUCCUUCGCGGCCCCCUCCAUGCGAUCUCGUAAGCGUGUCUUCACCUUUCAGAAGCGGUGGCUGCACUCGCUCCCGAUCGUCGAGCGCUCGCUACCCGAGUCCGAAAUGGACAGCCGAGUAAUCAAAGCGGUGCGAAAGACUGGCGGUGCGUCUGCUGCCGCUGCAGUAACAGCCGCCGCAGCUGCAGGCGCUGACAAGGAGAAGGACGCGAUCGUUUGCAUGCUGUGCGAUGACCCAGCAUCCAAACGCGAGCUGACCAAGGUCUGGAGUCGUCUCAAUUGUCGUCGGGGACGUAUCGAGAACCACUUGAUGAGUAAACACCCGGAGUUCAUGCGAUUGCUCCAGCACAAGCGCGAAGCCGAAGGAGAUCUGGCCGUGCAAAUCUUCCUGCAGAACCUGCGUGAAGGUCGCUGCAGUGCACGUACCGAGAUCAACAAUGGGCUAUACAGUCAACUGACUCUCCAGAAACGUGCACUUGGUGACUACAUUAUUAAUAAUGUACGUGAACUUCGUGAGGAACUAGAUGGCAGUCGGAAGCGUGCGAAACUCGAAGAAUCUUCUGCAGCUGCGAACGAUGUAUCUGCCAUGGCCGCGUCGGCGUAUUCAGCUGGGGGUACACUGAUACGUGCUGGAGUGGACGGCUUGUCUUCCAGUGCACUCUACCAAGAUGCUGCAAUGUCUGCACACUGGCAGACUGUAUUUUUCAACAAAUUGGUUGUGGCUACAGGCGGUGAUAACAAGGCCAUGGCGUCCGUAGCGACCCAGCUUUGGCUCUUAGGAGCAAACGUGCUACUUACCUUUAGGUAA
Molecule: messenger RNA, 855 nt
Organism: Phytophthora infestans T30-4
Lineage: Eukaryota; Oomycota; Peronosporomycetes; Peronosporales; Peronosporaceae
Exons: 4
Coding region: 1-855 (284 amino acids)
Source: RefSeq, a predicted model, not a curated record